Molecule: messenger RNA, 2468 nt
Organism: Acyrthosiphon pisum (pea aphid)
Lineage: Eukaryota; Metazoa; Arthropoda; Insecta; Hemiptera; Aphididae
Gene: PGS1
Product: Phosphatidylglycerophosphate synthase 1
Exons: 7
Coding region: 347-1723 (458 amino acids)
Biological process (GO): cardiolipin biosynthetic process
Cellular component (GO): mitochondrion
Molecular function (GO): CDP-diacylglycerol-glycerol-3-phosphate 3-phosphatidyltransferase activity
Source: RefSeq, a predicted model, not a curated record
UUACGUCUCCCAUGGUUGUCUGGUUGUCAGUCGUCACUCGUCAGUCGACUAUUUUACUCUACAAUAGUAGUUAGUAGUCUUCUACUUUUCUAUUUGGUCUAAUCCGUAGACAAGUAUACUCGGCUUGUCCGUGACUCCGUGGUACGUCACUUAUCUGGCUGAUGGCCAUCGUUCUGUCUAUUCACUUUUUUUUCACUUUUAUUUUGUAGUUUCAUUUAAAGUUUUUUCCUGACAUCAGUUUUGAUUAUUUAACACCUAUCUUAACUAUUGGAACUGAAUUUCGAUCGUGGUGAUUAAAAACUUGGCGAUCAAUUUCAUCAAUCAGUUGGAAUUAUAAAACAUAAAAAUGACUACCAACGGUGACAAAUACUGUUAUCUUUCAGAAUUCAAAUGGCUGCAAAAAUUUGGGCCAUCGUACUCGGUCAAAGCAGAAAAUAUCACAGCAUUAAAAAGCCCCUCAGAGUUCUAUCGCACACUUUUAGACCGAUGUCGUACAGCAAAACAUCGCAUUGUAAUAGCUUCUUUAUACCUGGGCAUUGGAAAUCUGGAACAAGAACUUGUAAGUACCAUAAAAGAUGCUAUGGAUAAUAGGCGAAAGUUGAGCGUGAGGGUUUUGUUAGACGCUAACCGUGGGUCAAGAGGUAAAGUAAGUUCACGUACCAUGUUGAUGCCCAUAUUGAAUCCAUCAUUCGAUUGUCGUGUGUAUUUGUACCAUACCCCAAAAUUGAGAGGUCUUCUCCGGUGGCUGUUACCUGAAAGAUAUAAUGAAUUAAUAGGAAUACAGCACAUGAAACUAUAUAUGUUUGAUGACUCUAUAAUUAUCUGCGGAGCAAAUUUAAGUCAAGACUAUUUUACUAACCGACAAGACAGAUAUAUUCUCAUUGAAGACUGCAAACCAUUAGUAGAUUUUUAUACAGGAUUAGUUGAAUUAUUAGGCCGUAUGUCAUUUCAGCUGACAAAUAAAAACACUUUAACUUUGGAUCCUACUUGGAAAUAUCAUCCGUAUAAGAGUCCUUAUCAAACAUAUGCUUCAGAGGCUAGAAAACAGUUAAUGCAAUAUUAUAAUACACACAUCAAACAUCCAACUUCUGAAAAAGAUAUAGACACAAUAGUUUAUCCUUUAAUUGAAUUUCCUCCAUUUGACAUACACCAUGACAGUCAAACAACUAAUCUUCUUAUGUGUAAUGCUGAACCGGGAUCUACAAUGCACAUGGCCACCGGAUACUUCAAUAUACCAUAUAUUUACACAAAUACUAUGUUCCAAAAAUCAUUGGCAAACUUCAAAAUAUUGUUUUCCCAUCCAAUGGCCAAUUCAUUUCAACAAGCUAAAGGACCCGCUGGAUUUAUACCUACUGCAUACAGUUAUCUCACAAAUACUUUUUUUGGUGAAAUUGAAAAACUCAAACUUCAUGAACGUAUUUCUUGUUUUGAAUACCAAAGAACUGGAUGGACUUUUCAUUCCAAGGGUUUGUGGUACACUCCAAACAAUUAUGAAUUGCCUGUACUAACAGCUGUUGGCUCUUCAAAUUAUGGAGCCAGAUCAUUGAAUUGUGAUUUAGAAUCACAAUUGAUAAUAGUAACAAAUAAUAAAAAAUUGCAGCAAAACUUUCAUACAGAGAAAAGUGAUAUUUUUAAAUCAACAUCAUUAUAUAUUCCAGAAGGUGAAUUUAAAGCACCUCUUUGGGUACGAUUUGUUUUAAGAAUGUUUAAAAAUUAUUUUUAAUUAUUUUAAGUAAUUUUAUUUAAAAGUAUACAAUUGUAUAUUCUUAAUAAAAUUAUUGAAAUAGUCCAAAAUACUAAUGCUAUUAUCGCUUUGGGUUUAUAUAUUUCAAUUUCCUUAUGAAAGUAUGUUGAUAGCAAAAGAGGAAUUGUUAAUAUAAAUUUAUAUUUGAUCAACAUUGAACAUAAAAUACAAACAACUUUUAUUUAAGAUAAUACAAAAUGUUUGCUGUAUAUUACUCUAGUUAAAACUUAAAAGUUGGGUUGUACACCAGCUAAGAUGUACAAUUUUAUUGAAGAAAAGUAGUUUUAGUCAAAACUCAUAUUUUAAUCUAUAAAUAGUAAUUAUUUAGCUGAAAUCCAUACUUAUCUUAUCACUGUUUAUUAUUAUUUUGCUACUUUUGUACUUUUCUCAAACACUAUUUGGAAAUCAUUAAAAAUGAGUACUAUUUAUGAUACAUUUAUAAAAUAUCUAAAGUGUUACAUAAAAUAUAAAAAUCCCUUUUACAACAAGUAAAUAAAAAAAUGUUUACUGCGAAAAUAAUUUAUUUUGAAACAACUUAAGUUGAUAAGUUCCCUUGUAGAGAAGAAUAUAUAAUGUAUUAAUUUUAUUUAAUGAUAAAAUAUAUUGAUUUUGUAUUAAUCUUCAAUUUCAUGCCUUUAUUUAUAAUUUAUUAUAAUUUUAUAGUAAGUUAUAAAUUAUAAUGUUGUAAAGUUCAUAUGUUUUAAAAAUAAAUAUAUAUUUAAAA